ACGCAUUCCGUCAUUGAUGACGGAUAUGAGGGAGGGGAACAGGAAAUGUUGCAUUCAGUAUUCAGUUAGCAGUGGAGUUCUUGGAAGGGGAGAUCUGUUCCUAACAUCUGUCUGCUGCGCAAGUGCUCUCAACUCUCAACUCAAGGUCAAGUGUAAUGGCAAGUAACAACAUGGAGAAUCCUCCCACCUACAGUGAGGCGAUUAAGCAGCCUCCAUACAACCCCACUCAUGGAGGUCCCGCCCCCAAGUAUGAUGCAAAUUAUCAGCAGUCUCAGCCCCAGUAUGCACCCUCUGGACCCAGCAUCAAUGUGACGAGGACUGUGAUAGUGAUGCCGACUUAUGGCCCAUUCCCUGCUCGCACUAUGUGCACCUCAUGUCAUGCCGAUAUCACGACCCGAGUGGAACACAAGCCAAACACUCACACUCACUUGAUGGCCUUGCUUCUUCUGUUUCUGUUUUGGCCCUGUGCUCUCUGCCCAUACUGCACCGAUGCUUGCCAAGACACCAACCAUUAUUGCCCAAACUGCGGUGCGUUCUUGGGGACUCAUCGGGAAACUUAAACACCCUCUCCACACCACUUCAUCUCCACGACAGCUCUCAUCUCUACAACGACUCAUGUAUAUUUUUGAAAGAGCAUUUUUUAAUCACAGUUAGUUUUGGACCUACAUAUAUUUAAAUUCCAUUCCACCGCGUGUUUUACAUUAUAUUGGAGUGCAGUUUGCAGGAUGACUCACUAGCAUAACAAUUGUUAAGUACUCUUCCCAAUACAUUCCUAUUAAAAGUUACUGUGUAAUGUUAUAUUAUAUAUUGUGAAUGAUUAUAUGGUAGCUGUUAGUUUGAUAUUCUACAUUACUGAUUUAUAUUACACAAUAUGUCAAUUUAUCAAUGUAUUCUUUUUAAUUUUUGUUCAAUAUUGAGUAGUUUGUGACAAUAUACAUUAAAAUGUUUUUGUUACAGUAGAUGAUCAAACUAUUAUUUCCAUUAAUUAUAUGUAUUAAAAUAUACACAAUUAUUAUUUUAUUACUGCGAUCCUGGUUCAUACAGGAUGUUUGUCAAUGCCAAAAAUAAUAUUAUAUUGUAAAUAAAUACAUUAAAAAUGAA
Molecule: messenger RNA, 1101 nt
Organism: Homalodisca vitripennis (glassy-winged sharpshooter)
Lineage: Eukaryota; Metazoa; Arthropoda; Insecta; Hemiptera; Cicadellidae
Product: lipopolysaccharide-induced tumor necrosis factor-alpha factor homolog
Exons: 4
Coding region: 156-560 (134 amino acids)
Molecular function (GO): zinc ion binding
Source: RefSeq, a predicted model, not a curated record